AUGAUCAUUGCAUUUAUCAUCCAACCUGAUUGUUAUUACUAUGAGCCAAUGCAAUAUUUUGUUCCGGUAUUUCAACAUCCACAAUAUAUCAUUGCUGCUGAUUCACAACCUGUCUAUGAUGUGAACCAGGAUUACGGAAUUUAUAAUGAGACUGUUUAUACUCCAGAAGCCACAGUUUUCCCAGUCGAAAUCAAUGGAACGGUCUACUACUCGGAUCCAAGUAAGUUUUUUUUUAAUUUUUAAAUUAUACGAGCUAGGGUUUCUCUCAUUUUUCUGCUGAAUUUAUUAUGUAAUUCAUAUAAAUAUUUUUAAAAUUAAUAAAUGAUAAAUUUCAGGCAAAUCUUCCAACAAUGUUUUCGAAAACAACGACAUUUUUGAACUGUUUUCAAGUAUGAAAACACCGAUGGAAGAACUCAUCGCAAAUGGAUAUCCAUACUUCGACAAUCGUAGAACAAAAAUGGUGACAAUUGAGAAAACCAAAUAUGAUGUGUUGAAAAAAUGGAUCGAUAAAGAUGAGAAAAUUCGAACUUGUAGCAGAUGCAAUGAGGAUUACGAACUUGAGAAGAAUGGAACAGGCGAAUACAAUCAAUGUAUUAAUCAUCGGAACUGCUGUGGUGAAAUCGAAGGCGAUACAAAAGGAUGCCAAGCCGACAGCAAACACAUCCACAAUCAAUGGUUUGCCGAGGAGCUUGGAAACUUCACCUCAACUGCAAGGCCAACACAUCAAGAAGAUCCGAGAUCGAGAAGCAUCUAUGCUCUCGAUUGUGAAAUGGUGUCUACGUUGGAGGGAUUGGCAUUGGCUCGAUUGUCUGUCGUAAAUUCAGACGGAAACCUAGCAUUGGAUGUUCGCGUCAAGCCGCCAACAAAAGUUGUCGAUCCAAUGACUGAAUUUUCUGGAUUGACAUUGGAAGAUAUCGAAACCGCGGAAGAUGACCUACAAUCGGUAAGUUUCAAAAUUUAUUUUUCUAACGUUUUAAAAUCAAAUUAUUUUUCAGUGUCAACAGAAAUUCUUUGAACUCGUCAACUCGAAGACAGUCUUGAUUGGCCAUUCCUUGGAAUCGGAUUUAAAGGCACUCCGAUUGGUACAUUACAACAUUAUCGACACCGCAAUUCUUUACAAAACUGGAAAAAAUAAGCCGGCGCUCAAAAUGUUGGCAUCAAAAAUCCUCGGAAAAUCGAUUCAAUCGGAAAAUCCGGAUACCUUUGGUCACGAUUCAGAAGAAGAUGCUAGAACAAUCUGCUCCUCCGAAUGUUGGAAGUGGAGUUGGAAAAAGUUGACAAAAUUUUCCUGGAUUUUUCAAAAGUAAGUUUUACAAGAGCCUAUUUUUUUCACUUUCCCCGAAUCAAAUUUAUUUUUUCAGUGUCAACAGAAAUUCUUCAAACUCGUCAACUCGGAGACAAUCUUGAUUGGCCAUUCCUUGGAAUCGGAUCUCAAGGCACUCCGAUUGGUGCACUACAACAUUAUCGACACAGCAAUUCUAUACAAAACGGGAAAAAAUAAGCCGGCACUCAAAAUGUUGGCCUCAAAAGUUCUCGGAAAAUCAAUUCAAUCGGAAAAUCCGGAAACCUUUGGUCAUGAUUCCGAAGAGGAUGCUAGAACAAUCUGCUCCUCCGAUUGUUGGAAGUGGAGUUGGAAAAAGUUGACAAAAUUUUCCUGGAUUUUUCAAUCGUGAGUUUUACAAGAGACUAUUUUCUUUCACUUUCCCCGAAUGAAUUAUUUUUCAGAGCCAACAGAAAUUCUUCGAACUUUUCAAUUCGGAGUCAAUUCUAAUUGGUCAUUCAUUGGAAUCGUAUUUAAAGGCACUCCGAUUGGAAAAUCGAUUCGAUCUGAAAAUCCGGAAAAUUUUGGCGAAGAUUCCGAAGAAGAUGCUAGAACUUGCAUCGAUUUAAUUGAACAUCGCAUCGCUCAAUCAUAA
Molecule: messenger RNA, 1916 nt
Organism: Caenorhabditis angaria
Lineage: Eukaryota; Metazoa; Nematoda; Chromadorea; Rhabditida; Rhabditidae
Source: the annotation of a GenBank genome assembly